Molecule: messenger RNA, 2633 nt
Organism: Cololabis saira (Pacific saury)
Lineage: Eukaryota; Metazoa; Chordata; Actinopteri; Beloniformes; Belonidae
Exons: 7
Coding region: 1-2478 (825 amino acids)
Source: RefSeq, a predicted model, not a curated record
AUGAGGCCCCUGGAGCCGCUUCUCCUGCUCCUGCUCGGCCAUGAGCGCGGGGAGCGCGCUCCCGACACUCAGGUGAAUGGAGCGGAGGCGCGCUCCCGCACCCGGCUGGCCACGGCGCGUCGCGGCUGCAGGAAGCACCAGUCCCCGGGUAAAAUGAGCUGUGGCACGUCGCUCGGAGCGCACGCUUUCGUGACAACAUACCUACUCUUCGUGAUGGGUUGCGUUGCACAGAAAGUUUACUUCGACUGUGGAGCCAAGGUGGACGUGGUGGACGUCCAAGGUCUCAUUCUGUCUCCUGGUUUUCCUUACAAUUACUCCUCUGGGACACACUGUGUUUGGCAGUUUGUCGUGCCUGUCGAUCACCAACUUGUCCUGGAGAUAUUUGACUUUGACGUGUUUGAAAGCUACGAUUCGACAGCUAAGUAUUCUUCUAUCUCUAAGUUUGAAGAAGCAGAGGAAGAGGUUGAAAAGAUGGAUCCUGACAGCUACGCACAUGAAGCAAACGAAACCUCCUCUAUGUCGAAAGAACCAGUGCUUCAAAGUGGAGUUUCAAAGGCUCAACAAUCGAACUUAGAUAGUGAAGUCAAGCAAGUUGUCCUGCAGGAGCAGUCCACAAAAAUGGAAAUGGCCAAAGUCUCAAAUUCUGCUAAAAGAUCGGCGGAUUCCUCCUCUAGCCCGUCUAUGCCGCCUCCACCCUUGCUCCUCGUACCUGAGGCCGUGCCCCCGGAAGACAAGGCCAUCAACUCCGCCUCUUCGUAUCAUCUAAACCUCAAUCCCAACUCUAACCCGAGUACAGACGUGGAAGAGACCACCCUCGCCUCGCCUCACUUGACCGAAACUCCAGCCGCGAGCCCAGAAACCCAACAGUCCGUGCUGGACGCCUGCCCCCACGACGUCCUCUACAUCUCAGACCUCAUCACCUUCUCCUCCAGGUUCUGCGGGGCCAACCGUCCUCCCAGCAGCCAGCUAGUUUUUGGCUCCAGGCAGGAAAUGGUGGAGGUCAUCAUGGAGCUCAUCACCACCACCCACUGGGGACGGGGUUUCGCUCUUCUCUUCCACUACCAAAACCUGACCAAGACGGAGUUGGACCGACGCACCUUCGCUCUCUCGGGCAGCAGGCUAGACUCUCUGCUGGCUGCUGUGAGUGGAGCUGCCUUUUUUGCGAUGAUACUUACAAGUGCCCUUUGCAUCAUUUUCAGACCCAAACUGUGUCCAAAAAGAGCCAGUUCCUGCACGUCAAGCAACUCUGAGGUGCCAGAGGGAGUCCAGAACACUGGUGCCGAGGUCAGUGAGCUGCAUCUGAUGGCUGAAAAUCAGGUCAACCGGGAGACGACCAUAGAGCCGGACAACAACAACGACAGCCCGCCACACACAGUCGGCGGUGGAGGAGAAGUUCCCCAGAGCGCAGAGGUGGAUCUUUCCUGCAGCGGUUUGACUGAGCUCGACAUCGGCGCGGACGAUGUUUUCAUCGUGUCGUCAGGCACGAGCCCGAGCGGCCUGCCCUUUUCCCCGCUCACACAGCGGGAGCGGUUCCUGCGUCACAGCGACACGGGUCCUGGUCCAGCGUGUGAAUGGUCGUCCUCGGACCCCGACACGUCGCCGGCCGGAGCCAGAUCUUUCAGGGACGCCGGCUGUUCCCGGCCGAGGGCGUGGAGCGUCCGCACCUUCCAGGACUUCCUGCCUCCGCUGCCGCAGCUGCACAAGAAGUGGUGCAGCUGGAACUCAACCAGCCCCUUCACCAAGCUGGUGGACAGCACUCCAUCCAGUUUGAUUGCCGGCAGCAGAGGCGGCGACGGCAGGAAGGGUUUUUCCGACGUUCACCUGGAGGCCAAGGCCGACGCCGGCGCCACCUCCGACUCGUCCUCCAUCAGCAACGCGUCGUUCCCGCUCACGCAGCCGGCGCAGCGGCAGCGCCGCCUCAACUCCACCAGCAACCUGCUGCGCUCGCGCUUCACAGGCCCGUGUUUCGGCCUGCUCUCAGAGACGAAAGACCCUCCGGAGGGAUCCGGGGCCCAGCCGGGCUCCCCGUCGCCGGAGCCGAGCUCCAUCUCCGUCUCCAGCUCCGUCUCCAUCCCCUCCCCGUCCUCCUCCGGCCAGGGUAAGGUGGAGACCGCCCCGGCCGGGAAGAGAAGAGAGUUCCCCAGCGAGGGCGAUCACGUCAGCGUGCCGGUGUUCGUCAUCUCGGAGGAGGAGGACCGGCAGCCUCUGGUCUCGGCCGAGCACCUGGAUCACACAUCCGUCUCCGUGACGCAGAACGGACUGGUCCGGAGCUCGUACGAGUACGAGGUGAAGAGGAUUUCUGUGGGCAGCGCCGGCCUGAGCCCCACCAGGGCCCGGCCCGAGUGGAGGCCGUGGGGGAGCCAGGCAUCGGGCGGGGCCGCUCCACAUCACGCCUUCUCCCAGAACAACGGCGUCGGCGACAGCAAACCCUUCGUCAGUUUGUCCACGGGGCUGCUCGCCGUCACCAACCAGAUGUGAUGCCACAUCUGUAUUUCUGAACUCUUAAUAGUGUGACUGUGAAAAAUAUACCCACUUUUUUUUUAUCUCCAAAAUCAACUUUUAUAAAAAUUACCUAUUUGGCUCCGUGGACUUCGCGGCCAUCCGUUUUUUGUUUUGAAAUGAGAAAAUAAAAA